UUCUCUCUCCAUUGGGAUGCACCCUAACGAUCGCGAAUGUUUACGCGCCGAAUGUAAAUAGAAGUUUUUUGUUUUUGUAUAGAAUUCGUUAAUUAACAACAACAAUGGGAUCGGAGUGGGACGAGUUGCAAGAAUCUGUGAAGAGUCUAAAUGUGACGCUAAACGAAUUUCCGAUCGGUGCAAUUUCGCUGGACGAUUUCACCCCCAUCGAGGAGAAGAUACGAGCAACCAGGGAAUCGUUGAUGCGUUUGAACGCUAAAUUCUUAAUGUACAGAGCGAAGUGUCAACAGUGUAUCGAUGGCAGAUGGAAGCGGACCACGAGCGAAGCCGGAGGUGUAUUGCAAAAUGUCAUAAGUGAUACACUUGUGAAUGCUAAGGCUGUUAAAUUGUGCCUUCACAGCGCCACUAUAGCUUCGAUUUUAAACAAUAAAGAAGGCAGUAUCGAGGAUCAAAAAAAACUUGAUGCUCAUAUGAAUAAGUUGUUUACUCUUAAUGACACUAUUAUGGCCACUCACGAGUCCAUUAAAGAGGCAUCUUUGAUACAGUUGAAUCUAAAACUGGAAUGUCAGAAAGCGCUGUUUGAUUACAAAACUUUUCUAAGCAACCAGGAACAGUUACAAAGUGAAAUAUUGCAGGAAACACAUCCUGAGAUUGUGAAGAAUAAACGUAAAAUGGAAAAAACUAUAUGGAAGAUAAAUGUAAUGAAGAAAUUAAUUCGAAAUUUUAUAUCAGCAUCAGGUUACAUGAUAGCAAAGGAGCACAUACUCUCAGAAAUGUUAGAGAAACAUAAAGACUUAAUAAGUAUUGAAUCAGUAGUAAAAAUGACACAAAAUAAAGAUGUGGGAGUAAGAUAAUAAAAGCAGAAAGAAAUAAAAAGGUGAGAGAAAACAAA
Pseudomyrmex gracilis is the source of this 892-nucleotide messenger RNA. RefSeq lists its product as uncharacterized. The record is from RefSeq and is a predicted model, not a curated record. The coding region runs from base 105 to 854 and encodes 249 amino acids. The transcript is spliced from 4 exons. Lineage: Eukaryota; Metazoa; Arthropoda; Insecta; Hymenoptera; Formicidae.